Pseudonaja textilis is the source of this 867-nucleotide messenger RNA. It is a transcript of the gene BANF1, whose product is annotated as barrier to autointegration nuclear assembly factor 1. Gene Ontology annotation, molecular function: DNA binding. Lineage: Eukaryota; Metazoa; Chordata; Lepidosauria; Squamata; Elapidae. Gene Ontology annotation, biological process: chromosome organization. Gene Ontology annotation, cellular component: condensed chromosome; nucleus. The record is from RefSeq and is a predicted model, not a curated record.
ACAGGGGGGAGACUUGCGGGUUGCGCGGGAGCGACGGUUGAAGCGCUAGCGGCCAGGGCAAGGCAGCAGCCGACAUGACGACCAGCCAGAAGCACCGGGACUUUGUGGCUGAGCCGAUGGGCGAGAAACCGGUUGGCACGUUAGCGGGGAUUGGAGAUGUCCUUGGCAAGAGGCUGGAAGACAAAGGGUUUGACAAGGCGUACGUCGUGCUGGGCCAGUUCUUGGUGCUGAAGAAGGACGAAGACCUCUUCCGCGAGUGGCUGAAGGACACGUGCGGAGCCAACGCCAAACAAUCCAGAGACUGUUUCGGGUGCCUGCGCGAGUGGUGCGAUGCCUUCUUGUGAAGGUGGCGGGUCGGAGCCGGGCUGGGGGCUCUAGGGGGGGCUUCUGUAGGUAGCUGACCAUGGGCCUGGUCCCCCCCUCCUCAGAAACUCCCGCGUGCACAAGGCUCCCUCCGGGAUUUCCCUCUGAAAACUAGACACAAAAAAACCCCCGAUCGCGCCGUUUUAAUCUUCCCUCAACCUCCUGCUCCCCCUCUGAAGAGGGAGUCGAGAAGGGUACCGGGUUCCAGUCGUUGACAAACCCCCCCGCCGCCACCCCCGCCCGACUGGGUUUUCCCCCUUCUGUAGUUUCCUCCGUUGAAUUCGUCCUUAGCGCUUCCUCCUGCUGAAAGGGGCUUUCCCGGGUUUGCGGUUUAACUCCUGGUUCCCCCCACCCCCCCCAAAAAAACCCCCGAGAUCUGUAUUAUGAAAAUUGGUGCAGAGGUUCGGGGCCCCUCUGGGUAACUUGACACUACAGUGGUUUUGACUGUCAGGAACCCAAAUAACGCCACGUUUUUAAAUCAAUAAAAAAAUCAGCUGUGUUUAA